ACACUAUAUAUAGUGGAGAGAGGGGACAUACUGUUAGGUAGUAUCAUGUGCUCCCAAUUAAAUUCAUUGCACAAAACCACUUAGCCAUGUGCUAAUCGCCCACACAAGAAAUGUAGAGGGCCAGAUAUGUCAGUACCACAAAAAGAAAAUGGACCACUAACAAUCGAGGUACUGAUGAUACACACAAGACUAACAGAUGAGCAAGUGAACCAAGAAAUUGCUGAGAUAGAUUUGCCUAAAAUAGCCCAUCUAUUCUACUGUAUAGAUGACCUUUGUGAGCAGUUUGGGCUCUCUGCUGAAGAAAAAGCAGAUGUCGAUAGAUUGCGACAUUCUAAAGGUACAAAAGAAUCGAAUAAAAAAUCUCUAAAAAUAUGGAGAGAACAAGACCCUUAUAACGCUACAUUCAAGAACCUUCUCACCAUCUUAUUGGACAAUAAGAAAGGAGAUGUGGCUAAAGACGUGGCCCAUUACAUUUCCAACAGACCUCAACAAAAAAAAACGAAUAACCAACCAAGGCUGGAAGAGGAGACAGGGAGGCAAGUCUGCAGUUUCAUGUUAGUCCAAUUAGCCGUAGGUACAGUUCUUUUGUCAAUGGCACUGUAUAGUCAAGAUCAAGAUAGAUUACCAGUUCUCACAAUGACCGACUUUGAGCAGUACAGGAAAAAUAAUAUUCAUUGGUUCUCCCCUCCAGUCUACACCCACCAUCAGGGCUACAAGAUUUGUCUCAGAGUGCACGCUAACGGCUAUGGCACUGCAAAAGGAACACACAUCUCUGUGUACGUGCACUUCAUGAGAGGAGAGUUUGACGAUUCUUUGAAAUGGCCGUUUCAAGGCACCAUACAUUUCAGACUAAUAGAUCACCUCCAUGGAGAAGAUCAUGUGGAGUAUACAGCUGUAUAUGAUGACAUGACAGACAGCAAGGCUUGUGCCAGAGUGACUAAGGGAGAUUUGGCAGAAUGGGGUGAGGGAAAACGGAUGUUCAUCAAGCACUCUGAACUAAAACCCAACUAUUUAUUAGACAACACACUUUUGUUUCAGAUACAUAACUGUAGUGUUGCAGAGCCAGAGAUGGCACACAGACAACUAACUAUGGACACACUGAUGAUAAACACAGGACUAACAGACAAGCAAGUGGAUCAAAAAAUUGUUACGACUGAUUUUCCUGGAAUAGCCGAUAUAUUCAACUGUAUAGAUGAUCUUUGUGACCAGUUUGAGCUCUCUAAUGCAGAUAAGGAAGAUGUUAGAAGAACACGGAACUUCGAAGGUACAGAAGCAGCAAAUAAAGAAGCUCUAAGAAAAUGGAUAAAGAAAUGCCGGCAUGAGGCUACAUUCAAGAACCUUCUCGUCAUCUUAUUGAAGAUUAGGAAAGAAAAAAUUGCUAGAGAGGUGGCCCAUUAUGUUGCCAACAGACCACCAAGGCCGGAGGAGAGAAAAGAAAAACAAAGCUACUAUUUCAUUUCAGCGGUUGCAGUCAUAUUAGUAGUCAUACUAGCCAUUGGCAUCGUUUAUUGGAUACCGUGCAAUGAAGAUCAAUCAAUUCCAUAUACAGUACCUCCAUAUACAGUACCUCCAUAUAGAGUACCAACCCCUAACCUCAAAAUAACCAAUGAUCAGUACAAGGAGAAUUAUACUUUUAAAGGAUUACCAGUUCUCAAAAUGAUCGACUUUAAGCAGUACAAGGCUAAUUAUACUAAAUGGUGGUCCCCUCCAGUCUACACCCACCAUCACGGCUACAAGAUCUGUCUCGGUGUGCGUGCUAGCGGCUGGCGCACUGGUGAAAGAACACACAUCUCUGUGUUUGUGCACUUCAUGAGAGGAGAGUUUGACGAUUCUUUAAUAUGGCCGUUUCGAGGCGCUAUAUAUAUCAGACUAAUAGAUCAGCUCCAUGGAGAAGAUCAUUGGGAGCGUACACUUCCAUAUAAUUACUGGACGGAUAGCAAGACUGAUGACAGAGUAACUGACAGAGAUAGGGCAGAAUUGGGUUGGGGAAUAUAUAAGUUCAUCAAGCAAUCAGAACUAAAACCCAACUAUUUGUUAGACAACACACUUCUGUUUCAGAUAUACAAGUGUAGUAUUGAAUGAAUCUUUCUUUUGUGUUUAGAUAGACUUACUGGUUUCCAAAUCCAAAUGCAAUAUCAAAGUUUUCAAUCUUGAA
Molecule: messenger RNA, 2155 nt
Organism: Halichondria panicea
Lineage: Eukaryota; Metazoa; Porifera; Demospongiae; Suberitida; Halichondriidae
Exons: 2
Coding region: 127-2082 (651 amino acids)
Biological process (GO): signal transduction
Molecular function (GO): protein binding
Source: RefSeq, a predicted model, not a curated record